AUGGGCCUGGGAAGCAUCGUGUACUUCACCGCAGGCGGCGUGUUCACAGGCGUGUAUGCCAACGCCGUUCGCAGACGCCCUGUGCUCGCCAGUCCUGGCAUGCUUGCUGCGUGCACUGUGUCUGGCCUCGCGCUGGGUUACGCCUUCCACAGAUGUGCCUCUGACCGUGACAUGGAGGCGUUCAAGCUCACCCAUACUCUCAUGAUGUUUAGAUACGAGGAGACACGGACAGAGAAGACGUUCAACAUGGCCGAGCUCAGGGACAUCAAGCCCCAUGGCAACUAA
Molecule: messenger RNA, 285 nt
Organism: Salpingoeca rosetta
Lineage: Eukaryota; Choanoflagellata; Craspedida; Salpingoecidae
Exons: 3
Coding region: 1-285 (94 amino acids)
Source: RefSeq, a predicted model, not a curated record